Messenger RNA from Bradysia coprophila, 1618 nucleotides. Its product is annotated as dnaJ homolog subfamily A member 4-like. Gene Ontology annotation, molecular function: Hsp70 protein binding. Gene Ontology annotation, biological process: protein folding. Lineage: Eukaryota; Metazoa; Arthropoda; Insecta; Diptera; Sciaridae. The record is from RefSeq and is a predicted model, not a curated record.
AUAUGCACUAUUUCGCGGUGCAUAGGGGAUGAUAAAGUUCAUUGUGUUCGAAUUGAUUCAUUUUGCUAGUUUCGCAGUUUCGACUUCCUUUUUUUAUAGAGUGUUGUAAAAUCGUUCUUGUGAUAUUAUUCUUAUAAUUCGAUUAAUGUAUAAGUGUAACGUUUAAGUAGUUCUAAAUUACCAGUUCUAUUCAGUGAGACUAUAUGCGUUGUUUACGCCGACUAUGAGGUCAACUAAUUUGUGAAAUAUGUUUAGGAAGCAGGAAAUUUUCAUUUUUUCUUUGCAAAAUUGAAAUUUUGUAAAUGAACUUUUACAAUGUUGAAAACAAUGCACCCCAACUUCCCCGCACGAAAUAUCUUAAGCACGUCUUACAUUUGACGUUAGAGGAAAUGUUCAAUGGAACUACACGGAAAUUGGCUGUGAACAAGAACGUACUAUGUGUUUCGUGCCAGGGACGUGGAACACUAUGUGCUAUGACUGAAAGCUUUGACACCUGUGAUGAGUGUAACGGUCUGGGUGUCCAACUAGUGAUAAGGAAAACUAGUCAUAAUAUGGAGGAGCAUGUGGAACGAGAAUGUGAUUCUUGUUGGGGAAAAGGUGAACUUAUCACUGCUAAGCAGCGAUGUUCCAAAUGCGAGGGCAGAAAAGUCGUUGCCGAACAGUGUAUUUUGAUUGUGAAAGUAAAGCGAGGAACGAGACAUGGUCAAAAAAUUAUUUACAAAGAUGAAGGAACUCAAGAGCCUAAUAUGAGGCCGGGCGAUGUGAUUGUUAUAAUGGAAGCGAUUGAUCAUCAGACAUUUAAGCGGCAAGGAGACGAUUUGAUCAUGAGUAUGCCGUUGGACUUAGUUGAAUCGCUGUGCGGAUUUGAAAAAGUUGUGACCACUUUGGACAAACGAAAGCUGUGCAUACGCAGUCGCUGCGGAGAGGUGAUGCAAGAUAAUGAAAUCAAGUGUCUCGAUGGUGAGGGUAUGCCGAAAUAUGCAAAUCCGAGUGAAAGGGGACGACUGAUCAUCCAAUUCCAAGUCAAACUACCAGAUAGGAUUCGUUCGCGGCAUGUGGCUUCACUUGAAGAAUGUCUGCCACCUCGAGAGCACGUUGACAUUCCACUGGAUGCGAUUGAAUGCAAUAUGAUUGAUCUGCCACCGGAUUAUGAGACUUACAAUUCACCAUAUGAUCCGAACGAAGAAGAUUAUAUACCGGACCAAAACUAUGACCAACAAUACGAAAUGCACGAUCAAUACGACCACGAAAAUGGGAUGCAUCAAUACGGUGCAGAUGAUCACUACGAUGACCAAGGUAUAUAUUAUCAAGACGACGAUUAUGCAAUUCCCGAAAAUUAUGAACAUGCUGGCGAUUACGAGCAACAGUAUUACUACAGCCAACAAGUGUACGAUCCGCACACAUCCACUUUCCAGCAGGAACAAUUUUACCAAAAGGACAACGAUUGUGAAUCGCUGGAAUCGUAUGAUCAACGCAACAACAGUAUCGCUUCGGUGACUAAAGAAACUUAUUCCGAAUUUACCAAAUGAACUUAAAAAAAACAACUGAAUAUUGUGAUGAUUGUUAGGUGUAUUAACGAUGUGUUUUAAUGAGUUGGGAAAGUCGACAGAAAAAAAAA